GCCACCGACCUCCCAGCCAUCGAAAUUUCUGGAAACAAGUUUUACUACUCGAAUAAUGGCAGUCAGUUCUUAAUGAGAGGUGUGGCCUACCAGCAGGACACGGACUCGACCUCCACCACCUCUUUUGUGGAUCCUUUGACCGACUACGACUCUUGUCUGAGAGAUAUUCCUUAUUUGCAAGAGUUGCAGACUAACGUGAUCCGGGUAUAUGCCUUGAAUGUCUCUCAAGACCACACUGAUUGCAUGGAGGCUUUGGCUGCCGCCAACAUCUAUGUCAUUGCCGACUUGUCCGAGCCCGAUCUCUCCAUUGACAGAGACGAUCCUACCUGGACUCUCGAGUUAUUGGACAGAUACACCUCGGUCGUGGACGCUUUCCACAACUACACCAACAUUUUGGGUUUCUUUGCAGGUAACGAGGUGACCAACAACGCCUCCAACACCGACGCUUCUGCUUAUGUGAAGGCUGCUGUGAGAGACACCAAGGCAUACAUCCUGGAGAUGGGCUACAAAUCCAUCCCCGUGGGCUACUCUUCCAAUGACGACUCCGACAUCAGACUCGACUUGGCCGAAUACUUUGCAUGUGGCGACGAGUCUGACAGAGCGGAUUUCUUUGGUAUCAACAUGUACGAGUGGUGCGGUGACUCCACCUACGAGACUUCGGGUUACGAGACUAUCACCGAGGAAUACAAGAACUUGGGCGUUCCUAUUUUCUUUUCCGAAUACGGCUGCAACGAGGUGUCGCCAAGAAACUUCACCGAGGUCCAGGCCAUCUACUCCGACGAGAUGACCGACGUCUGGUCCGGUGGUAUAGUGUACAUGUACUACGAGGAGACCAACAACUACGGCUUGGUGACCAUCGACAACAGCGAGGUCUCCACUUUGGAUGACUUCAACAAUUUGAAGAGCCAGAUUGCGCUGAUCGACCCCUCCUACACCACCAUUGGAUCCGUGACCACUUCCGCCACCGUCACCACGUGCCCCACUGUUGGUGGCUACUGGUCUGCCACAACCGUCUUGCCACCUACACCCGACUCCGAGGUCUGUGACUGCAUGGUCGCAUCCUUAUCUUGUGUGGGUGACUCCACGCUCGACUCUGAUGGAAUCGCCGAGCUCUUCAGCUACGUGUGCGGAGAAGUCGACUGCUCUGGCGUCACUGGAAACGGUACCACCGGAAUCUACGGCUCGUACUCCGCUUGUAAAGCAAAGGCCCAGUUGGACUUCGUGCUCAACUUGUACUACAGUGCCAACGGCGAGAGCUCCACUGCCUGUGACUUUUCAGGAUCGGCUUCCCUCCAGACCGCCUCCACGGCCUCCUCGUGUACUGCUAUUCUUUCUUCUGCCGGGGAAUACGGUACGGGCACGGUUUCUGGUACGGUCAGAACCACCACCGACUCCGCCUCCACCACCACUGUUUCUGGCUCUGACUCUGGAUCUACUUCUGAUUCUUCUUCUUCCAGCACUUCUUCCAGCAGCACCUCGGGCUCGGCCAGUGCUCAUAUUGCCUUUUCCCCAUUG
Metschnikowia bicuspidata var. bicuspidata NRRL YB-4993 is the source of this 1515-nucleotide messenger RNA. RefSeq names its product 1,3-beta-glucanosyltransferase (gene PHR2). The transcript has a single exon. Gene Ontology annotation, biological process: fungal-type cell wall (1->3)-beta-D-glucan biosynthetic process. The annotation marks the transcript as partial. The record is from RefSeq and is a predicted model, not a curated record. Gene Ontology annotation, molecular function: 1,3-beta-glucanosyltransferase activity. Lineage: Eukaryota; Fungi; Ascomycota; Pichiomycetes; Serinales; Metschnikowiaceae. Gene Ontology annotation, cellular component: fungal-type cell wall; cytoplasm.